Messenger RNA from Camellia sinensis, 1167 nucleotides. RefSeq names its product PHD finger protein ALFIN-LIKE 5. Gene Ontology annotation, molecular function: histone binding; transcription coregulator activity; transcription cis-regulatory region binding. Gene Ontology annotation, cellular component: nucleus. Lineage: Eukaryota; Viridiplantae; Streptophyta; Magnoliopsida; Ericales; Theaceae. The record is from RefSeq and is a predicted model, not a curated record. Gene Ontology annotation, biological process: regulation of DNA-templated transcription.
AAGUCUCAGGCACCGGCAUUUAUUUAACUUUUUUGAAACCUGGGGUUGGAUUUGGAUUUGUGAAGUGUGAAGCUCUCACUCUGUGUGUAUGUGUGUGUGUUUGUGCGUGUGUACGGCAUGGAAUACAACCCUCGAACAGUGGAGGACGUUUUCAGGGAUUUCAAGGGCCGCCGUGCCGGCAUGAUCAAAGCCCUCACCGCCGAUGUUGAAGAAUUUUACCAGCAGUGCGAUCCUGAGAAAGAAAACCUUUGCCUGUAUGGAUUCCCCAGUGAGCAAUGGGAAGUUAAUUUGCCUGCUGAAGAGGUGCCUCCAGAGCUCCCAGAGCCUGCAUUAGGCAUUAACUUUGCCAGGGAUGGGAUGCAAGAGAAGGACUGGUUGGCUCUAGUUGCUGUCCACAGCGAUGCAUGGUUGCUUUCCGUGGCCUUCUAUUUUGGUGCUAGAUUUGGUUUUGAUAAAGCGGACAGGAAACGUCUUUUCAAUAUGAUAAAUGAUCUGCCAACAAUAUUUGAAGUUGUGACAGGGACUCCCAAGAAACCGGCAAAAGAUAAGUCAGCAGUCUCAAAUCACAGCAGCAACAAAACCAAGUCAAACACAAAAGGGCGAGGUUCUGAAUCGCAGGCCAAAUUUUCGAAACCAAAGGAUGAGGAGGAGGGGUUGUUGGAUGAGGAAGAAGAGGACGAGCACGGGGAUACCUUGUGCGGGGCAUGUGGAGACAACUAUGCUUCCGAUGAGUUCUGGAUCUGCUGCGAUAUGUGUGAGAGGUGGUUUCAUGGCAAGUGUGUGAAGAUCACUCCAGCCAGGGCUGAGCAUAUCAAGCAGUACAAGUGCCCAACAUGCAGCAACAAGAGAGCGCGGCCUUGAUGCUCCUUUUCGGGUGGGUAGGGAGUUGGUUCUCUCAUAUCUUGUGUAUGUGUUGUCAUGGAUUCAACUAACUGUUUAGUUGGGUUAGGUUUUGAAUUUCUUGCAAUGUCAGGAAGGUGGUCUUUCUCUGUGUCUAUGUAUUCAGUAACCACGGUCUUGUUAAUCUUUGUUUAUUCUGAUUAUGUCUCACUUGUGACCGUCUUUAAUUUGAUAUUCUUGUUACGGGUAAUAUACAGUUUUACACUUGUAGGAAACUAUUAUCUUUUUUCUAAUGAUUUAUCUAUCCCCACGUAUUUUAAUUCUUGA